Molecule: messenger RNA, 1968 nt
Organism: Panicum virgatum (switchgrass)
Lineage: Eukaryota; Viridiplantae; Streptophyta; Magnoliopsida; Poales; Poaceae
Product: agmatine deiminase-like
Exons: 10
Coding region: 479-1603 (374 amino acids)
Biological process (GO): putrescine biosynthetic process
Molecular function (GO): agmatine deiminase activity; protein-arginine deiminase activity
Source: RefSeq, a predicted model, not a curated record
CCCGAUCCCCGUCGUGGCAGGGCUGCACUACCUGCACCGGCCAGCGGCCACGCUCGGUCGCCGGUCCCGUGCCCUCCGGUGACCACGUGGCGCGCGCACCGGUGGCCUGGCCUAGUUGGAUUCCGCCCUCUCCCGUCGCAGCCGCAUCUCCGUGGCACCGGUCCCACCGACCAGUGGGAUUCACCUGCCCCGUCGCUCCUCGUCGUCCCCACCCGCGCAGUGAGGCACUGAGGCUGGCACGCCGCCGGCAGACGAGCCAACAGCGCCUCGGCGCCAUCGCAGGCGAACGCCGUCACGUGCUUCACGGCCCUCUCCUCCUCGGCUUCUCCUCAUCCACCUGCCGUUCGUCUCCCUCGGUCUCAGGCCGCGGCUCUAUAUAAAGCGGUGCCGCAGCUCGGGGCUCUGGCAGAUUUCAGUCGAGGCCCCUCCGUCGAUUCGCGGCUAGAUCGAUUGGCGAGAGAGGGAGAGAGAGGCAGGGAUGAUGGCGAAGAUCCUGGAGGGCCGCCCGGCGAAGAUGGGGUUCCGGAUGCCGGCGGAGUGGGAGCCGCACGAGCAGUGCUGGAUGGGAUGGCCCGAGCGUCCAGAUAACUGGCGGGAGAAUGCUGGUCCAGCUCAAGAGACAUUUGCGAGAGCUGCAAUUGCCAUUUCAAAGUUUGAGCCCGUCACAAUAUGUGCAAGUGCCAAGCAGUACCCCAAUGUCCACAAGCUGAUGGAACAUCAGACGAACAUCAGGGUGGCUGAGAUGAGCAUGAAUGAUUCCUGGUUCCGUGAUAUGGGGCCCACUUUUAUCACCCGGAAAGUUGAGUCAGGAAUCGAAAAACAGACAAUAGCAGGAAUCGAUUGGCAAUUUAAUGCCUGGGGAGGAAUUUAUGAUGAUUGGAGUCUUGACAGCGAUGUUGCCAAGAAAAUAUUUGAGAUUGAGAGGAUCCCUAGGUUUUCGCAUAAAAUGGUUCUCGAGGGUGGAAGCAUUCAUGUAGAUGGAGAAGGUACGUGCAUCACAACGGAAGAAUGCUUGCUGAAUCCUAACAGAAACCCCAACAUGAGCAAACUAGAGAUAGAGAAUGAGCUGAAGGAUUUCCUUGGGGUCACAAAGGUCAUCUGGAUACCUCGUGGGCUGUACGGUGAUGAGGACACAAACGGUCACGUUGACAACCUCUGCUGCUUCAUCAAACCCGGCGUGAUCCUCUUGUCCUGGACGGAUGACGAGAAGGACCCCCAGUACGAGCGGUCGGUCGAGGCGCUGUCAGUUCUCACCCGAUCGGUGGACGCCAAAGGACGGCACCUGGAGGUGGUGAAGAUCCACGUCCCGGGGCCUCUGUACAUGACACAGGAAGAAGCGGACGGCGUUCUUUCAACGGGGCACGCCGUGGCGAGGGAGCCGGGCACGAGGCUGGCCGCCUCGUACGUGAACUUCUACGUCGCCAACGGCGGGGUCGUGGCGCCGGCCUUCGGCGACGACAGGUGGGACAAGGAGGCGUGCGCGGUUCUGCGGAAGGCGUUCCCUGACCACGAGGUGGUGAUGGUGGAGGGCGCGCGGGAGAUCGUGCUGGGGGGCGGCAACGUCCACUGCAUCACGCAGCAGCAGCCCGUGCGCCCGUCGUAGGCGCAACGGUCGACGUCGACGCGUGCGAUGGCUGGCGACGGAGGACGUGCCAUGCUAGGAGCACCAGUAGUACUGUAGUAGGAGUAUCGAUCUCCGGUCGUUAUCGAGCUCGACGAUUCGUGGGAAGAAUAAGACCUGUCAGCAGCUGGUUGACGAACGUGAAAUGUUCAGGCGCCACGCAGGCGGCACCUUUGGCAUUGAAAUUUGUGCUGCCGACCGGCCCGGCCAGCCGGCCCGGCCAGUUGAUGGAUGAUGAUGUUCGCUGAUAUCCUCUGUUGGUGCCUUGGUUGUGAGUGGACACGUUGAGGGCAUCCAUCACCAUCAGCCGCUUCGGGUUCGGCAUGUCUGGCCGUCGUGCCUCUCUA